AUGAAUAGUCAAAAUUCACGAAACUCUAAUGUAAAUGAAUUUAAUAAAUCUUUUCAAAGUUCAUCAUUUAAAAGAAAACUUCUUUAUUAUUUAAAGUUUCAAAAUCAUUCUAUUAUUGGAAAAAUUUCUUUAUGCCUAGCAGGAUAUUUGAUUUUUUUUAAUACUACUAUGUAUUUUUGGAAAAAACCUGAUUAUCCAAUUAAUAAUUUUAUGUGGAGAAUUAAGAAAGCUAAUGGAACAUUAAGUAAAGAAUGUUUGGAAAAAGAAAGAAUUUUAGGGGAAUUUCAUAAAUCUAAAAUUACUAAAAACGAUGAUAGUAAAAGACCAUGGUUUUCAUCAAUUUAUGAAUAA
Messenger RNA from Strongyloides ratti, 351 nucleotides. RefSeq lists its product as hypothetical. Lineage: Eukaryota; Metazoa; Nematoda; Chromadorea; Rhabditida; Strongyloididae. The record is from RefSeq and is a predicted model, not a curated record. Bases 1 to 351 code for a protein of 116 amino acids. The transcript has a single exon.